Messenger RNA from Trachymyrmex cornetzi, 961 nucleotides. RefSeq names its product RAS oncogene family member Rab7 (gene Rab7). Gene Ontology annotation, molecular function: GTP binding; GTPase activity. Gene Ontology annotation, cellular component: late endosome; lysosome; phagocytic vesicle. Lineage: Eukaryota; Metazoa; Arthropoda; Insecta; Hymenoptera; Formicidae. Gene Ontology annotation, biological process: endosome to lysosome transport; phagosome-lysosome fusion. The transcript is spliced from 5 exons. The record is from RefSeq and is a predicted model, not a curated record. The coding region runs from base 148 to 771 and encodes 207 amino acids.
ACUCGGUCGAUAAGGGAGGCGAGGCGAACAGGUGACGACAUCGUUGUCAUACUCGUGAUUUCAUAACACGCCAUUUUCUUUGUGUGAAGCGCUGGAGCGCGGAGGUGUUUUCACAGGCCGUGUUCCCUAACGAAUUCCCCAGCAAGUAUGGCAUCCCGCAAGAAAGUUUUGCUGAAAGUAAUUAUCCUUGGGGAUUCAGGAGUUGGGAAAACUUCUUUAAUGAAUCAAUAUGUCAAUAAGAAGUUUAGCAACCAAUAUAAAGCAACAAUAGGGGCAGAUUUUUUGACUAAGGAAGUGAUGGUAGAGGAUAGAAUAGUCACUAUGCAGAUUUGGGAUACUGCUGGACAGGAGAGGUUUCAAUCGUUAGGAGUGGCUUUUUAUAGAGGCGCAGACUGUUGUGUAUUGGUAUUUGAUGUAUCAGCUCCAACUAGCUUCAAAUCUCUAGAUUCAUGGAGGGAUGAAUUUUUAAUUCAAGCCUCACCUCGAGAUCCAGACAACUUUCCGUUUGUCGUGCUCGGGAACAAAGUAGAUCUUGAAUCAAGAGCAGUCUCAAGCAAGAGAGCGCAACAGUGGUGUCAAUCAAAGAAUAAUAUUCCAUAUUUUGAAACUAGUGCAAAAGAGGCUAUUAAUGUCGAGCAAGCUUUCCAAACGAUAGCUAAGAAUGCUUUAGCUCAAGAAAGUGAAGUCGAACUUUACAAUGAAUUCCCGGAUCAAAUCAAAUUGACCAACGAUCAAAGAAGCAAUGGUAGAGGUGAUUCAUGUGCUUGCUAGGUCUUGGAACAGUGGUAAUAUCUCAAAUGACUAAUAAAAAAUGCACAGGUCAGAUACACUCACAACACCUGCGGCAUAAAGGAUGCGGAGAAUAUAUUGCGAUGAGCUUUAUGUGUGCAGGAAGUCAUAAAAUUUCUUUCUUUAUCUCAACAUGUUAUUAUACAAUCUUCCUCUGUAUCCAUAAAACAAA